This is a messenger RNA of Durio zibethinus, 1313 nucleotides long. RefSeq names its product transcription factor MYB20-like. The record is from RefSeq and is a predicted model, not a curated record. Lineage: Eukaryota; Viridiplantae; Streptophyta; Magnoliopsida; Malvales; Malvaceae.
UGAUUCAUUUAUAUAUAUGCAGGUUGGAACUUGUUAUCGGUCCACAGCAUACAACUUCGAAAGAGUUCCUUUCCUUCUGUUUGUCUGUCUGUCUCAUAUUUUAUAUAAUUAUUUAUUGUUCUCUUCAUAAUUCCCUGGUAAAGAUUGGUGUAUCAGUUUGAGACUCCGAUCACUUCGUCGAAUAAUCUAAAUAAAUCUUUGUUGGAGCCUUGGGAUUCAGUUUAUUUGAAAGAUGGGAAGGCAACCAUGCUGUGUCAAAGUUGGGUUGAAGAGAGGGCCAUGGACUGCAGAUGAGGAUACGAAGCUUAUUAACUUCAUCCUCACCAAUGGCCAAUGCUGUUGGAGAGCUGUUCCCAAGCUUGCAGGAUUGUUAAGGUGUGGGAAGAGUUGCAGACUGAGAUGGACAAACUAUCUAAGACCAGACCUGAAAGGAGGACUUUUAUCUGAACAUGAAGAGCAAAUGGUCAUUGAUCUCCAUGCUCAACUUGGCAACAGAUGGUCUAAGAUUGCUUCUCAUCUCCCUGGAAGAACUGAUAAUGAGAUCAAGAACCAUUGGAAUACUCACAUCAAGAAAAAACUGAGGAAAAUGGGCAUUGAUCCUCUAACUCACCAGCCACUAUCUACUACCGAACAACAACAGCAGCAGCAAGAACAAGUUUCAAAAGCUGCUGUCAAGACUCAAGUACUGUGUAAAAUUAAGGAGCCUGAAACAUCCUUACAAUCCACAAUAACUGAAGCAAAGGAGGAAGAGAAGAGCAUGACAACAAGCCCAUUAUUUGACCCAAUGGAGGUGAUGAACAAUAUUGAUGGUUUUUGCACAGAUGAAGUUCCAUUGAUUGAACCCCAUGAAAUUUUAGUUCCUUGCUCUGCACCAUCAAAUUCUUCUUCCUCAUUCUCUUCUUGUGACUCUUCCAAGUUCCUCGAAGAAUUGCAGUUUCCUGAUUUUGGGUGGCCUUCUGAUUACAACAAUAGCAGCUGCAACAACAACAAUUUAAGCUUGUGGGAUGAUGAUUUCAGCAGUUGGGAUUGGCUAAUCAAUGAUGACGAUGGUGACAAAAAGCUAGCUCUUGCUUCAUUAUCAUCUCCUCUAAUUCAGUGUCCUAGAAUGGGUCUUGAUCAAGAUUAUGAGAUCUUAUGAUUUUAUUUUCAUUUCCUUUCUUUUCUUUUUAUAGGUGAGUCUUAUUUGUAAUUUGGGAAUCAGCUGUCACGUAAGAGAAAGAAAAAUAAGAUAUCAAGAAUCGGUGGGGAAAAGCCGUCAUUUAUUUGUUGUUUCUCCCUUCUUUUUUUAAGUCUUUUCCCGAAAAAUAAAAGUA